Molecule: messenger RNA, 9855 nt
Organism: Trichechus manatus latirostris (Florida manatee)
Lineage: Eukaryota; Metazoa; Chordata; Mammalia; Sirenia; Trichechidae
Gene: SETBP1
Product: SET binding protein 1
Exons: 6
Coding region: 305-5092 (1595 amino acids)
Biological process (GO): regulation of DNA-templated transcription
Cellular component (GO): nucleoplasm
Molecular function (GO): histone H3K4 methyltransferase activity; DNA binding
Source: RefSeq, a predicted model, not a curated record
GGUUAAGUGGAGCUAGAGAGCUGCAUUGUAACCUAGUUGGAUUUUUUGGGGGGUGGGGGGUGGGGGGAGGAUGCAUCAGAAUCUAACGUGCCCUUAAUAGAGGAACAGGGAAGAAGUGGUCCAGCCGGCGAAGUUGCAGAUCUGAUCACUUCUGAGCACCUCACCGUGUCUCCAUCCCUGGGACUCUGAACCCAGCAGCUGCACCCCUGUGUUCUUGGAAUUUUGGGCAUCCUAGAUUCUGACCUUCCUCUUUCCCCCUUGCCCCUUCCCCCUCCUGAGUACUCCUGAAGACUGUAGGAUUGCCAUGGAGUCCAGGGAGAUCUUAAGCAGCUCCCGGCAAAGGGGGGGCGAGUCGGAGUUCCUGCCAAUGUCCUCAGCCAAGCCCCCGGCUGCCCCCGGUUGUGCAGGGGAACCUUUGCUCUCUGCUCCAGGAACUGGGAAGGGGAUCCCAGUGGGCGGAGAACGCAUGGAACCGGAGGAGGAGGAUGAACUGGGCUCAGGGCGAGAUGUGGAUUCCAACUCCAAUGCAGACAGUGAGAAAUGGGUGGCAGGAGACGGCCUGGAAGAGCAGGAGUUUUCUAUUAAGGAGGCGAACUUCAGCGAGGGGAGUCUGAAGCUGAAGAUUCAGACCACAAAGAGGGCCAAGAAACCCCCAAAGAACCUGGAGAACUAUAUAUGCCCACCUGAGAUCAAGAUCACCAUCAAGCAGUCUGGAGACCAGAAGCUGUCCCGGGCUGGGAAAAAUAGCAAAGCUACGAAGGAGGAGGAAAGAAGCCACUCCAAAAAGAAGCUCCUCACAGCCAGUGACCUUGCAACUAGCGACCUCAAAGGAUUUCAGCCACAGGCUUAUGAGCGGCCACAGAAACACUCAACUCUCCAUUAUGACCCAGGCCUCCCACAGGACUUCACCGGUGACACCUUAAAACCAAAGCACCAGCAAAAAAGCAGCAGCCAGAACCACAUGGACUGGUCCACCAACUCUGACAGUGGAUCCACCACUCAGAAUUGCUUCAUCAGUUCAGACUCUGGCAGAGAAACUGCAAGCACCAGCAAGAUCCCAGCUCUUGAGCCCGUGGCUUCCUUUGCAAAGUCCCAGGGGAAGAAAGGCAGUGCAGGGAGCACAUGGAAUCAGUUGUCCAAUAGUAGCAAAGAUUUGCUCUUAGGAGGUGUAGUUCCUUCCCCAAGCAACCAUAGCUCACCAGCCCCACCCAGCAGCUCUGCCGAGUGCAGUGGGCUUCAGCCCUUGGUGGAUCAAGAUGGAGGAGGUACAAAGGAGCCCCCAGAACCAGCUAUCGGCAGCAAGAAGAAGUCCAGUAAGAAAGAUGUGACAAGUCAAACCAUACCAACCGCAGACCUGGAUUGGGUCAAGAAUGCCCAGAAAGCAUUUGACAACACAGAAGGGAAAAGGGAAGGCUACUCAGCAGAUAAUGCCCAAGAGGCAUCACCAGCCAGGCAGAGCGUGAGUUCUGUCAGUAAUCCUGAAAAUGACUCCAGUCAUGUCCGGAUUACUAUCCCCAUCAAGGCACCCUCUUUAGAUCCAAUGAGCCAUAAGAGGAAAAAGAGACAGUCCAUCAAAGCAGUGGUGGAAAAGAUCAUCCCAGAGAAAGCCCUGGCUUCUGGAAUUCCUAUGAGCAGUGAAAUAGUUAACAGGAUACUUUCCAGUCCUGAGGGAAAUAAGAAAGAUCCUCGUGUCCCUAAAUUGAGUAAAAUGAUAGAGAACGAGUCUCCCUCAGUUGGCCUUGAAACUGGUGGAAAUGCCGAGAAAGUUGUCCCAGGAGGUGUGUCUAAGCAGCGAAAGCCACCCAUAGUCAUGACACCUCCAACAUGCACAGAUCACUCUCCAUCAAGAAAGCUGCCAGAAAUCCAACAUCCAAAAUUUGCUGCAAAACGAAGGUGGACAUGCAGCAAACCCAAAUCCACCAGUAUGCUUCGGGAGGCAGUCAUGGCCACCUCUGACAAACUGAUGGUGGAACCCCCAUCUGCUUAUCCCAUCACCCCAUCCAGCCCUCUGUACACCAACACAGACAGUCUUACUGUGAUCACACCAGUCAAAAAGAAACGGGGACGACCAAAGAAGCAGCCUUUGCUCACUGUUGAGACAAUUCAUGAGGGUACUUCCACCAGCCCAGUCAGUCCAAUCAGCCGGGAGUUUCCCGGCACCAAGAAGAGAAAGAGACGACGCAAUUUAGCUAAGUUGGCCCAGCUAGUGCCAGGAGAGGACAAACCCAUGAGUGAGAUGAAAUUUCACAAAAAGGUUGGAAAGCUUGGUGUGUUGGAUAAGAAGACCAUCAAAACUAUCAAUAAGAUGAAGACACUCAAGAGAAAAAAUAUCUUGAACCAGAUCUUGUCCUGCUCCAGCAACAUUGCUCUGAAGGCUAAAGCUCCCCCUGAGACCAGCCCUGGGGCGGCUGCAAUUGAGAGCAAACUGGGAAAGCAGAUUAAUGUGAGCAAGAGGGGAACCAUCUACAUUGGCAAGAAGAGGGGCAGGAAGCCAAGAGCAGAGCUGCCACCCCCAUCUGAAGAACCCAAAACAGCCAUCAAGCACCCAAGGCCUGUUUCUAGCCAGCCGGAUGUUCCAGCCGUGCCUUCCAACUUUCAGUCACUUGUGGCGUCUUCACCAGCAGCUAUGCACCCACUUUCAACCCAGUUAGGUGGGUCAAAUGGCAACUUGAGCCCCGCCAGCACUGAAACCAAUUUUUCUGAGUUGAAAACUAUGCCAAAUCUCCAGCCCAUCAGUGCUCUUCCAACCAAAACCCAAAAGGGAAUACAUAGUGGAACCUGGAAGCUGUCUCCACCCAGGCUGAUGGCCAACUCACCUUCACACCUUUGCGAGAUUGGGUCCCUAAAGGAAAUAACACUGUCCCCUGUGAGCGAGUCACACAGUGAGGAGACAAUCCCAAGCGACAGUGGCAUUGGGACAGACAACAACAGCACAUCUGACCAAGCGGAGAAGAGUUCAGAAUCCCGACGGAGGUACUCUUUUGAUUUCUGCUCCCUGGACAACCCAGAGGCCAUUCCGUCUGACACCAGCACAAAGAACCGGCAUGGCCACCGGCAGAAGCAUCUCAUUGUGGACAACUUUCUUGCCCACGAAAGCCUCAAGAAGCCAAAGCACAAGAGGAAACGGAAAAGCCUGCAAAACCGCGAUGAUCUCCAGUUUCUGGCUGACCUGGAAGAGCUCAUCACCAAGUUCCAGGUGUUCAGGAUCUCCCACCGGAGCUACACCUUUUACCAUGAGAACCCAUACCCCAGCAUUUUUCGGAUUAACUUUGAUCACUAUUACCCGGUGCCAUAUAUCCAGUAUGACCCGUUGCUCUAUCUUCGUAGGACUUCAGACUUGAAGUCAAAGAAGAAGCGUGGUAGACCUGCAAAAACCAAUGACACCAUGACAAAGGUGCCUUUUUUACAAGGGUUCAGCUACCCUAUUCCCAGUGGAAGUUACUAUGCACCCUAUGGAAUGCCUUACACAUCAAUGCCUAUGAUGAACCUUGGUUACUACGGUCAGUACCCAGCUCCUUUGUACCUAUCGCACACGCUGGGAGCGGCUUCCCCAUUCAUGAGGCCAACAGUGCCACCACCUCAGUUCCACGCAGGCUCCCACAUGAAGAUGUCUGGGGCAGCUAAGCAUAAAGCAAAGCAUGGAGUGCACCUUCAGGGACCUGUUGGCAUGGGCCUUGGUGACAUGCAAACAUCCCUGAAUCCUCCCAAGGUAGGCAGUGCCAGUCUGUCCAGUGGCCGGCUCCAUAAGAGGAAACACAAACACAAGCAUAAGCACAAGGAGGACCGAAUCCUGGGGCCCCAUGACAACCUGAGCGGUCUCUUUGCAGGCAAAGCCACAGGCUUCUCCAGCCAUAUCCUGAGCGAGCGACUGAGUAGUGCAGACAAAGAGCUCCCACUGGUGAGCGAGAAGAACAAGCAUAAGGAGAAGCAGAAGCACCAGCACAGUGAAGCCAGCCACAAAGCUUCUAAAAACAACUUUGAGGUGGACACCCUGUCUACACUGUCUCUCUCUGAUGUCCAGCAUUGGACGCAGGCCAAGGACAAAGGUGACUUGAGCAGUGAGCCUGCAGACUCAUGCACAAAGCGUUACUCUGGUGGCAGCGGGGAUGGUGGCAGCACAAGAUCCGAGAGCCUGGACAUGUUCAGUGAAAUGAACCCUUCGAGUGACGUGUGGGACAGUGACAUGAGUGGGAGUAAAAGGAGGAGUUAUGAAGGCUUUGGGACGUACAGGGAAAAGGACCUCCAAGCCUUUAAGAUGAACCGCAAGGAGAGAAGUUCUUACGAGUCCUCUGUGUCUCCAGGGAUGCCAAGUCCCCACUUAAAAGCAGACCAGACCCCAGCGCACAGUAAGAACGAGGUCUCAGUGUCCACCAUGAUGACCAGGAAGAAGCCAGCUGCGGUUGACAGUGUUGCGAUUCCACCGACCCCAGUGUUAUCUCUCCUGGCUGCAUCUGCAGCAACUUCAGACGCAGCCAGUUCCUCCCUGAAGAAGCGAUUCAAGAGGCGGGAGAUCGAAGCCAUCCAGUGCGAGGUGCGGAAGAUGUGCAACUACACCAAGAUUCUGUCCACCAAGAAGAACCUGGACCACGUGAACAAGAUCCUGAAGGCCAAGCGGCUGCAGAGACAAUCAAAGACAGGCAACAACUUUGUCAAGAAGAGGAGAGGGCGUCCCCGGAAGCAGCCCACCCAGUUCGAUGAGGACUCCAGAGACCAAAUGCCAGUGCUGGAAAAAUGCAUCGACCUCCCCAGCAAAAGGGGUCAGAAGCCCAGCCUGAGCCCACUAGUGUUGGAGCCAGCUGCCAGCCAAGACACCAUCAUGGCCACCAUCGAAGCGGUCAUCCACAUGGCCCGAGAGGCCCCGCCCCUGCCCCCGCCUCCACCCCCGCCCCUCCCACCCCCACCCCCCCCCCCACCACCCCCACCCCCUCCUCUGCCCAAGACCCCGCGAGGCGGAAAGAGGAAACACAAACCUCAGCCUCCUGCGCAGCCCCCGCAGCAGCCGCCCCCGCAGCAGCCCCUUCCCCAGGAAGAGGAGGUGAAGGCCAAAAGGCCGAGAAAAUCCCGAGGGAGUGAGAGUGAUGUGCUUCCUUAGGGUGCGUCUGGGCGUUUGAACCUGGGGCUGAGGGGACUGACACAUUGGAAGUGCAGUGAGCCCGGGGUGGGAGCGGAAUUCCCGCUGCAGGGACACCAAUGCCCUUCUUUCCCGCAGAUGGGCAGGCAGAAUUGGUCCAGAUGACGGGGUUGAGCCAUCAGGAGCUCUUGGGAAAGCAAAGGAGAGGGACACCUUCAAAAGAAGCUUAUCUGUGCGUUACAGCGGUUCCCAACCAAGCAGCACUUCAGUAUUGCUAGAUCAUUUACCGGAGAGUAGAAGACCCAUCAAGGAGGAGAGAGCAGGUGAUACCCUCAGUAGCCACCUGAGCGACAGCAUCCAAGGCGCACACUUGAUCCCAUUUCAUUUGCUGGCCAGGAAAAUCCAAAGGGAAACACCCUCUAUUAGGAAACAUUCCAAGGGGAGAAAAGGUGCAGAUUUUGCAACCGGCUUUGUUGUAACCCAGUUUCCUUUAAUUGGUUUUCAUUUCAUUUGGUUUUAAAGCUCUGCUAGGCUUUGGGGCACCAGCGUCAUCUACAAGUAACCCAAAUCUUCCUGCUAACAAUACAGUUUCUCAGAUGGAAUCGUGGAAUCAGGAGGUGUAAUUGUAGUAAUAGACAACCGUAGACAUGCAUUCAUAUUCUUCUGUUUGCCUCUUCUAUCACACAUACGCUAAUACUCAGCAUCACCCAUUUUCCUUUGCCCAUUGUACUUCCACAUACCUUUUCAUUAACCUACCUGCUGCCUUCUUUUUCUUAGGUACACACCUAAAUAAUGUAAACCUGCCCUUAACCUAUGUUGGAAAAUUUACCCUUGGCAUGCUGUCCCAAGGAACCUGGCUUUGAACCCCAAUCAUUAUGCAACAGAUACUCAAUAUUGAUAGACCUUUUUAGUAAGUGAUCAGAGCAGCCGAGGAUAUGUUGACCCAGGUGUCAACCAGGUUAUUUUUAUACUUAAAACAUAUCAGCAGAGACUAGGUAGAAUAAAAUGGCUUUCAUAUCGCACAGCAAAUGGAAUAACUGACAAAUCACCAAAAACAAACCCUAGGCCCACCAGAAAGACAAGCGUCUAGCAAUGCCUUGGUAUGUGAUUUUUUAAUACAAUUAACUAUCAUAGAUCAUUGAUAAAAGGAAACAAAAAGACAGAAGUCCAAUUAUCUCUUGAUAAUUAUUUCUUAAAAGCAAAUGGGAGUAAGUGUUCUUAUCUGAAAAAAAAAAUGAAAAUGCUCAAAGGGUAUCACCACUCCAAUUAUAUCAAGCCACCUUGGACAAAGAAUCCAAAUUGUGGUUGCCUUAAUAAACUGAAACAUUUUUGUACAUAAUGUAAUUAUAAAUCUAUCAGUCUGCAUGGAUGCAAACUGUGUGUGACAAAUCGUCUUUUAAAUGGUCAAUUUCAACUGUACAUUUCUCAUCCAAGUUGUACUCUAGCCAUUGGUUUAGUGUGGACAGAUAUUCCAUCUCUAUUAUCCAUUUUCACAGCCCAAGUAAAAAAUGUUACGAAGAUUGAAAAUGAAUAUGAAGUUAUUCCAUUGCCGUAGAAGUUUUCUAAAAAUCAGAUGUGGAAAUUUCAAAUAAGCAUUUUCAAUUUCCUCCCUCACUCCUCCCCUUACCUCCCCCAAGACAUCAAACAGCUGCCAUGGUCAAUUAUAAAAAGAGAGACACUGAGAGAGAGAAUUAAAUUUUCUAAUAGAAAUUAGAGUAUCUGGUUUAUGUCCAAAUUAAGUUUCUUUACAGGAAGUUGGAACUGGCUGGAAAUUGUAUUAUCACUUCAGAACAUAACAUUAUUUUCUUGUAGAGAGAUGGAUUUUUGUUUGGGAGCAUUAAGAGAAUAAGGGAUGGGCUAUCUAUGAGACUAAAUUUUAAAAAUCCCAAGUUAAUAUGCUUGGCUAACAUCCCUGCUCUGUCCUGGCACCAACAGUUGGUUGAAAUUACCCAUAGUCGUCCUAUUCUGUACUGUCCCUGUAGACUUCUCAUCAUUUGCUGCCCACCAGGUCAGUCGCACUUAAUCCUAGCAAUAUGUAAGUUUAAAGGACUGCAAUCUCCUGUACUUUAAAGCUUAUAUCCUAGAUACUCAGUUUGUGACCUCGGUUGACCUUUGGCAUUUCACAGAAGUUGAACAGCAAAAUCAAACCAUACAUUUUCAAUUUGUCAUCCCCAAGCCGUGUUUGAAUGGUUCCAAAAUCAUCCGAGAGGAAGGCUUAAAUUAGCCCCGCUCACCCCGCCAUUGCUAUGAAAGAGCGACCAUUUUCACUCCAGAUAAGCCAUAAAGCAGUUUCUCUUCCUGUUGGAUUUUGAAACUCAUUUCCUUCAUUCCUUUUUUCGUCCUUCUUGCUUCCCUUGUUGUACUGUCACCCCAAGCAAGUCUGUGAGCAAGCUCAACCUUCUACACAAGAGAACACACCGGUGCUCCCCACGCUUCUUAAAAGAGAAUCCAAAGCUUAAUUGGCAUUAACCUCUAGUAGAUGAGAAAUUCCAAAUGACCUUGGAAUACAUUACAAAUUCCAAACCAAUGAAAAAUAUUCGCAGAGAAAUAUAGCAGCAUUGCAAUUUACAUGUCAAUUCGAGUAUGCUUUUCAUGUGAGUUAAAUGCAAAUCCUCUACAUUUAUGACCCUAAGAAUAGAUUAGAAAACUGCAGAGGACCAAAGCUGAAAGAUGCUAACCAGCCACUUGGAGGUGGAAAUAAGUCCAUCACUUGAACAGCUUUUUGUGUUGUUUUUGUGUUGUUUUUUCCUUUUGCUUUCCUUUAACUCGACUCAUCUCAUUGGUACAACCAUCUUCUUAUUCCCCAACUGUCCCUUUUCCAUUAGCCUCUCCUCCCCCACUAAGACCCGACAUUGGGCCAAGCUAGUUUCACAUCUAGUUCUUUGCAGAGCCAAAAUGAAAACCCAGCUCUCCUGACCUGGAUUACAGAGGUCUUUGGCCAUACAACACUGCCUUCUGUGGCUGCAUUUUUAUUUAGUGGUGAGAUCAUUUGGGAUACACAAGACUCCGUAUACAGCUCCACAUAAUACUUCUUAACAAGAGAAGCCCCUUGUUUUUGUUUUGUUUAUCCUGGAAUACUUGUCUUCAGCAAGCACGGGUGAACCCAGUUAGACUAUAGGGUGUCUGAGCAGGAUGAAAUCUAGAUAUAAAACCGUCCCCGAAGGUGAUGGACCUCUGAUCCUCCUUACUAAGUGGCUGAGAGGCCACUUGCUUUUCAAUCUCUGAUCUCAACAGUUUGACUUCCUCUAAUAGCUCAGCUCUGGCUACAACCCAAGGAAUAAAGCUGAUGGAAAGGAGACGACGUCAGGGGCUGGUCUGUGAUUUGGCAGGACCGGGACUAGCAGCCACUGACAGCCCAGAGAAGGUGACUAAGGGCUGACAAAGGAUUAGCAUUUUAACUUGGCUGCUGUCCGGAGUGGCAAGCCAUGUUCGAUGGCAGUCGGAAUUUGUGUUCUGCACAUUACUGGGUCUAUAAAUACGAUAAACAAGUGGUGACAGAAGAUAGUAUAAGGUGAUGUACUACAUGCAAAUCAUAAAGGAUUUGGUUUUAGAACUUAAGUAGAAAAUCCCACUCAUAGCUUAUUGCCCCACAAUAUUCAGAUAAUGAGCUUUUGGAGACUAUUUUCUUUCUUUCCCUACCGCUAGGAAGAUUUACCUGGGAACUGUCUGAAGUCUAUACAUAUAUUUCCAAAGCCUUUAAAUGCCAACUGUAGCAUGGAGAGAGAAGGGGUGGCAGAAGCCAAAAUGCCUCAAAAGCCAUUUAGGUGUUACGUUGCAAGAUUUUCAGUCCUUCUCAUUAUGUAAAAGUAGAUAAAUAUAGAUGUUCUUCUCAACACUACCCUAUGGUAUCACAAUGGUCCAAAUGCCAGAGCUUACAGAUAAUGUCAUCACAGUGCCUAGAGACUCGAACUGUAAUAUACCGUAGCAUUUUCUCGAUGUUUCUUAAAGUUUCUUUCCACAAUACAAGGCUUCCCCUGCCUCUUGUUUCUUAGAGAGUUUGCCCCACUGAUGAGUCUUUCUUCCCUGUUGGGCUCAGUCAUUUGGGGAACAGUCUUAGAAGCACAUAUCAACCAAGGAAGAAACUUCCUGGAUAUCUCUUGCCCACUUGCCCAGGUAUAAUAAACACUAAAGGGGAAAAAUGAAAAAGAGCUGCCAGUUGGUCAACAUGGAAGGGCAGUUCCACCCUAGGUUGGUGUCUUUCUUUUUCUUCCUUUUUUAAAAAAAAAUCUAUUUCUUAAAUAAUAAUAAAUGCACAUGCUGUGUUAAAUAUGUAUAUAUAUAUUUCAAAAGAAAAAAAUGGGCACAAGAUUGUCUUACAAGUCGUGCUGGCUAAUUUUUAGUUUGUAUUCAUAAGUGGUUUUUAAAAGCCUUUUUUAAAGUGUAAUUUGCAUGUUCUACUUUGAUUGUAUGUAAACAUAUUUUAGAACAAAAAAUGUAUUUGUAUUUUAUUGAAUAUAGAGGCAAGAAAAAUUGUACAUUGUUUGAAAUGUUCUUUUUGUAACAGUUUUUAUUCAUAAAGCAUUUUUGUACAUUUAAAAUGAACAUGGACUUGCUGUUAUUUGAGGCGUAGAUACAUCUGGCAUGCUUUACUGUCAUGCUCCUCCAUGGUCUUAGAUGUUGGGUUUUAAACAUUUUUUUCUAAAAGAAAGCUCAGUCUUUUUCGCUACCAGAUCAGGUUAGCACAGUAUAGAGCACUUAACUAUUAAAAAAAAAAAAAAAAAAAAAGUUAAUCCUAUUCAUAUGUUAUUCAUUGUGUGAAAUUAAAGACAUUCAAUUCAGUCGAA